This is a messenger RNA of Ambispora leptoticha, 361 nucleotides long. The record is from the annotation of a GenBank genome assembly. Lineage: Eukaryota; Fungi; Glomeromycota; Glomeromycetes; Archaeosporales; Ambisporaceae.
AACUUAAAAGAAGAUGAAUCUUAUGAGUUUGAUUUCCCAGCCUAUAAAUGGCUUAUUUUUGAUAACGAAGAUUUCCAAGGUCGCGACUUUCAGGAGGUAAUUGAUAAGUAUUGGUUCGAAGAGGAUUGUACUCUUAGCCGGUUUUUAAUUGACCACGUCAUUAUGGUUGAUAUUAAUCUUGAGAAUCCUAAUAUGGAUUCUGAAGGUUUUCGCAAACUCGCUCCUAAGGGCCUUGAUUGGGAAACUACUCCUACUCUUAGUAAUUUCGAAACUAUUCAGAAUCAGAAUUGUCAUAAAGAUGAUAAGUGGUAUGAAGAUUUAGAUUCUAAUUUCAGUUGGGAUUAUAUUCGUUGUAGAGAUU